Molecule: messenger RNA, 1527 nt
Organism: Debaryomyces fabryi
Lineage: Eukaryota; Fungi; Ascomycota; Pichiomycetes; Serinales; Debaryomycetaceae
Product: RBR-type E3 ubiquitin transferase
Exons: 1
Coding region: 1-1527 (508 amino acids)
Biological process (GO): ubiquitin-dependent protein catabolic process; protein polyubiquitination; positive regulation of proteasomal ubiquitin-dependent protein catabolic process
Cellular component (GO): ubiquitin ligase complex; cytoplasm
Molecular function (GO): ubiquitin protein ligase activity; ubiquitin conjugating enzyme binding; zinc ion binding
Source: RefSeq, a predicted model, not a curated record
AUGGAUACAGAACAAUUGCUGGAUGAUAAUGUGCCUGAAGAAUUUUCUGAUGAUAUUAGAAUACAAGAAUUGCAAUCUUUAGAAGCGAUAUAUUCUAACAAAACGGACAUUGAUUACAAAAAUUUGACAGGAUGUGCCACCAUUCCUAUACGGCUUGAAAAAGACAUUGAAAUCAUCUUACAUGAUGAAAACUUACAAGCUUCAGAUAAACAAGUAGAAAUGAAUGUGGGUACGGAAAAUACAGAUAGGCAUAUAUGGAAAGAUAAAAUUAAAAACCUUCCUCCCAUACAAGUUAAGUUCAGAGUGACAGAAAAAUAUCCUUUUGAAGAGCCACCUGAAUUUGAAAUUAAUACGACAGUUUUAUCAGAUGGUGAUGUGGCGUCUCUUUAUUCAAGUUUGCAUAAAUUAUGGGAUGAUUUUAAGGACCAAGUUCUAUAUGCACUGAUUGAUUACAUACAAGAAAAAAUUGAUAACCAUUUAGAAACACUAAUUGGUUCACUGAUAGAUUGUGGAACUGAUAUCGAAAAGUAUCGGAAUUUUCAAGAAUUCAAUGUAUCAGAAGUAAAAUCUCAGUUUGAUAAUGAAACAUUUACGUGUGAUAUUUGUCAAGAUGAUUUUAAAGGCGCAAAUUGCUCUAAGUUUGAUUCAUGUGGUCACGUCUUCUGUAAUGGUUGUCUUUAUGACUAUUUUUUAUCGUUAAUCAAAACGGGAGAUAUUGACAAGGUCCAUUGUCCUCAUUUUCAAUGCACUAAGAAGUUUAUUCAACUAAAAGAGAAGUACUUGAGAUUGGACGGUAUAAAUAUAGAUACAUUCAACUUCAAUGAGUUUAAAGCUAACAUCAUGACUCCACCUAUAACAUUUGAGUUACUAUCUAGAAUAUUGAAUUUUAAAGAUUCGGGUUCUGGCGCGGAAGCAAUGGUCAAAAGGUAUCAAGACCUAUUCAUAAAACAACAGUAUGAUCUUAUUUCGAAAUUGUUUCCUGCAAGGUUAGUUUCAUGUCCUAGGGUUGGAUGUCCAGAGCAAAUAUUUAGAGAAAAUACAAGUGAUCCCCUAGUGAUAUGCCGAAGGUGCAAAUACGCAUUUUGCAAUGAUUGCCAUAAAUCAUGGCACGGUUCCUAUUAUAAAUGUGUCAAGAAGAACAAGAGCCAUAUGUAUUCUGAUAUUCCUAUAGAGGAAUUAGACUUGUGGCUAGAAAGUGAAGAAAACUCAAAGGAUCGAAUUAGAUUGGGAUAUCUUUAUGGUAAAGCUUUGAUCCGUAAGAUGGCUAACGAAUAUCUUAUGGACAAGAUGUUCAACGAUAUGUUGAAUGAUGAAAACCAAGGUUUGAGAAAAUGCCCCACUUGCGAAAUCAUUAUUCAAAGACUUGAUGGCUGUAAUAAAAUGUGCUGCUCAUCGUGCCGUACAUUUUUUUGUAAUUUAUGUGGCUGCUAUUUAGAUUAUUCUCGGCCAUAUGACCAUUAUAAAGAUUUUGAAAGUCCUUGUUAUGGUAGGCUAUUCGAGGGUAUGCCGGGUUUGGAAGAGGAAUGA